This is a messenger RNA of Triticum urartu, 2826 nucleotides long. The record is from RefSeq and is a predicted model, not a curated record. Lineage: Eukaryota; Viridiplantae; Streptophyta; Magnoliopsida; Poales; Poaceae.
CUCAGUCAUCAGUCUGUGGAGCCUUGGCAAGCUGAACUACCUGCAGGAUCUUCAUCUUAACAUGUCGUGUAUUCCUUCACUUCUGGGCGUGGAAGCUCUGGCUCAUUUGAUCGGAGGGCAUGGUAACCUGAAAACUAUAGUAAUGUCUCAUGGCUCAUCGGUGAUUCCUGGCGCCUCAAAAGCAAUAAUUUCCUGGGAUGACUUGGAACCUCUCCCCCUUCUCCAGAGAUUUGAAUGCUCGCCGCACAGCUGCAUCACAUUUUCCCGAAUUCCUAAGUGGAUUAAAGAACUUAGCCACCUGUGCAUUCUGAAGAUUGCAGUGGUGGAACUGCAGAUUAGUUGGGUUGAUAUUCUGAGAGGAUUGCCUGCCCUCACUGCUCUGUCUCUGUAUGUGCGGCGUGCGCCCAUUGAAAGGAUCAUCUUCAACAAGGCAGACGGGUUCUCAGUUCUCAAGUACUUCAAGUUGACUUGCACGAGUGGUAUAGCGUGUCUAAAAUUUGAGGCGCAAGCAAUGCCUAAUCUCUGGAAGCUCAAGCUAGGUUUCAAUGCCACCCCCCGAAUGGACCAACAUCAACUUAUCCGCAUCGAGCAUAUGCCAAACCUUAAAGGGAUAUCCGUAAAAUUUGGGGGUGUAGCUGCUCAUAUAGAGUAUGCGAGGUCUGUUGUAACUAGUCAUCCGAGAAAUCCUACAAUCAAUAUGCAAUUGGUGAAUUUUUGUUCAAAUUGUGAUGGAAGCACAAAACAGAACCUUCUCACCAACUGGGCUGUCAAGUCGCGUGCCGCAGCCUCAGCACCAAUGGAGGAUCCUCCCAGUCACUUCACCACCACCUUCUCCAGCUCCGAUGGCAUCUUCAUGGCAGACAUGAACUUGGAGGCGCUCUGCCGCCUAUCUGACAACCUCGCCGCCGUCUUCCGCUCGCCGGAUGUCUUCGCCUUCCUUGUUGACAUGCACAUCGUCGUGCCCGACGCGCCCGACCUGCCUGUGCACCUUCCCAUGCUCUGCGCACGAAGUCCCUUCCUACAUGAUUUCUUCAUGCGCCGUGCCGCUGCCGUGAAGGGCUACCGGCUGGACCUCCGCGAGCUUCUGGGUGAGAAGAUGGAGGUCGGGUACGAGUCAUUGCAGCUGGUGCUCGAGUACCUGUACACCGGCUGCGUCGGCGACCUUCCCAAGUCGGUGUGCGUCUGCGCUGAUGUAGAUGGCUGCACGCAUGUCGGCUGCCACCCCGUCAUCUCCUUCAUGGUGCAGGUCCUCUUUGCCGCAUCCACCUUCCAGAUUGCCAAGCUCACCAACCUCUUCCAGUGGCGUCUCCUUGAUGUCCUUGAUGAUGUUGAAGUUGAUAACCUUCCAUUGAUCUUAUCUGUUGCAAACUUAUGCAAUAAAUCAUGCAUGAAACUUCUCGAGAGAUGCCUUGAGAUGGUAGUUCGGUCAAAUCUUGACAUGAUUACUCUUGAGAAAGCAUUGCCUCCAGAUAUUAUCAAGCAAAUUGCUGAUUCACGCCUAAGUCUUGGGUUAGUUUCAGCCAAAGACAAGGGAUUUCCUAACAAACAUGUAAGAAGGAUACUCCAAGCUCUUGACAGUAAUGAUGCGGAGUUAGCGACGAUCCUGCACCAGGAAGGGCAGACUAAUCUUGAUGAUGCGUUUGCGUUGCACUAUGCUGUUGAACAUUGUGACUCAAAGAUCAUAACAGAAAUUUUGGACAUCACACUUGCAGAUGUUAAUCAUAGAAAUCCUAGAGGUUAUACUGUUCUUCACAUUGCUGCCAGGCGAAGAGAUCCCAAAAUUCUUGCUUCUCUUUUAACCAAGGGUGCUCGGCCUUCUGAUCUUACAUUUGAUGGAAGAACAGCAGUUCAAAUCUCAAAAAGACUCACAAAACAUAGGGAUUACUUUGGGGUUACUGAAAAAGGGAAAUCGUCUCCUCAAGAUCGGUUAUGCAUUGAGAUACUAGAGCAAGCUGAAAGAAAAGCACAACUUGGAGAAGAAUGAGUUUCUGUUGAAAUGGCCGGUGACGGUCUAUGUGGAAAGUUGUUGUACCUUUGAAAACUGAGGUUCUUUGAUGAAAAUACUCUUUCCGAUUGAGGCAACAGUAGCAAUGGAAAUUCCUCAAGUGAAUGGUACUUUGGAAUUUACUUUUGAUUCUAGUCCAAAUCCACAUCUGGAGAUACGAUGGCCAACCGUUGAUCUAAAUGAAUUUUCUUUCGAAACGAACGAUGCACACUUGACUCGGCUGAGAGCCCUCUCCAAAACAGUCCAACUCGGCAAACGCUUCUUCCCAUGUUGUUCGAAUGUGCUGAAGAAGAUCAUGGAUGAUGAAUCUGAGCUGGAUUCCAUUGGAAGAGACACAUCCACCGAGAGGAAGCGGAGGUUCCAUGAGCUGCAGGACUUGCUUCAGAAGGCAUUCAGCGAGGAUAAGGAGUCGUCUAGUUUGACAAGUCUCAGGUAUAGCUCGAAUGCCGACGGGUGACAUGAAAAGCAGCCAGAAAUGCAUGUCUGGGUUAUACCGUUAUACUAGUACUAUAUCAGAUUGGAGUACGACUGGAAAGCAGCCAGAUAUUCAGAUUGUGCCUUUUAUAAAAGAAAAUUUUCAGGUGAAAUUAAUCUAGAACUCGGUUCUCUUCUCGGAUCGAACCUUCUACAAACUGCAAGCAGCCGAUUGUUUGGAACUGCAGUUAUCAUUUAACGCCAGAACAUGUUCAUGGCAUGUGCUGUUCUUUUCUCUGUUCUGCACUUUUGAGGUGAUGCUGUUGUGUAAAUUUCAGCAACUAGUACAAAUUUGUGGGAACUUGUAGCUGGUACGUAGUAGUAGAUUAAUUCAGUUCACACCGAAA